Ruditapes philippinarum (Manila clam) is the source of this 1179-nucleotide messenger RNA. RefSeq lists its product as uncharacterized. The record is from RefSeq and is a predicted model, not a curated record. The coding region runs from base 253 to 1179 and encodes 308 amino acids. Lineage: Eukaryota; Metazoa; Mollusca; Bivalvia; Venerida; Veneridae. The transcript is spliced from 9 exons.
AUACAAAACACGUGGAAUCGCAGUUUCCGAAGAUUUGAAGGAUUAUAAAAGCUGAACGUAAUAUUUCAGCAUAGUCAGGACGCCAUAAGCACCUGUUGCUAUCACAGCAUUCCGGGAAUAUCAUCAUUAAUCAAUAAACAGAAUGGUGUUUUCCGUGUCUGAAAAUGGCCAAGAUUGUGCCAAUGCAGUUGGAAAUCUGUCAGAUCCAACUCGUGAACCUUCCUCAACUGCUACAAAACACCAGCUUGUGAUAUGGAUAGAAGAAGGAGAGAGAAAGAAAAAGAAAGAAAGAGGGUUUCCAGACUCCCGAAGGAAAAACACAUUGGUGAAGGCAGUACACAACUUCCAGAAACUGCCAAUGAUUCAACUCGAUCCCAAACAGCCUUGCUACACAGACAAGCCAUACCUCAAGAGGAAAACCACCAAGGUCAAGGUUGUACAUCAGCUUCCAAAACCUCCAGUAAUUCAACUCCAUCCCAAACGGCCAUGCUACAUGAAGAACAUAUAGCUAAAAUGGAAAACCACCAAGGUGAAGGUUUUGCAUCACUUUCAGAAAUGGCCAUUAAUUCAACUCCAUCAAAAACAGCCUCGCUUCAUGCACGACGCAUACCUGAAAUGGAAAAAAACCCUAGUGAAGGUUGUUCAUCACUUUCAGAAACAGUCAGUGAUUCAACUCCAUCUGAAACAGCCUUGCUGCACAGACAACACUCAGCUGAAAUGGAUGUUGGUGUCCACGAGUACUCUUUCCAUGGAAUGAAUAUUGAUGAUGUACUCCGUGGCGACAUAGAUAUCCAAAUAAUGGACUACUCUUGUCAGCUUUUACGAACACAAUAUCAGUGUAUACAUGGAAUGCUCACUCCAUCCUACUUGCACUCGCUAGUGUCUAGUGGACAGAAUAUUGCAAAGAAAAUUCCUAAAAAUGUUAAAGCUGUACAGAUGCAUUAUAUUACAGGGCAUUACACUUUGUCAGCUAGAAAUCAUGAAAACAUUACUGUUUUUGAUAGUUUACCAUCUCCAGCACACUUGAAAGAACUUAUUCCACAACUGUCUCUACUCUAUGAAAGCUUCAGCCUUGAUGGAAUUCACUACACAACACCCCAGCAUCAAGGAACAACUACACUAUGUGGAGUUUUUGUUGUUGCAAAUGCUGUUUUUUGCCUGAAUGAUAUUGAAAAAUAG